UCUCGAGGAACGACGUAUUCGCGAUGAUCGGCACCGGAAAUACCGUCAGUUACGCAACCACCGUCUGCAUCCUGGCCAUGCUGCUCUGCUUGGGAUCUCGCGCUUCCGGUGAAUACGAAUCGAGGGAGACGGGCUCGAGCGGCGGGUCGAACGACGGUAGAUCGCCGAGCAACGAUUUCGGCUCGUGUAUCGAUGGCAAGUGCAUCAAGCGCACCCCGCAGGAUAUCGCCAGCGGCAUGUGGUUCGGCCCGCGUUUGGGAAGGCGACGCAGAUCGGACGAGAAGCAGGAAGUGAGUUCCGAGAUUCAGGUCCUGGCGAACGCGUUGGACGGCGUGCAUUGGGCAGUUAUUACGAUUCCGGCUAACGACAAAAGACAACCGCCUCAAUUUACACCGCGUCUGGGACGAGGAUCGAGCGAGGAUCUAUUCUCCUACGGGGAUCCAUACGAAAUCGACGAGGACGACCGUUCGUUACCGCCGAUAUUCGCACCUCGUUUAGGGCGUAGGCUUCCCUGGACACCGAGACUUGGACGUCAAUUGCGCAACGUACUACGGAAACUGUAAACGCUAUCCGAUCAAAGCUACAAGAUCAUUCAAAGUUGAAGAAUGAAGUAUGAUCUUGUAGAUUGGCGCGAUUAUGAGAACCUUGAAACGACGACCACAAUUAUAACAUUAUUAUACGUAAGACAUAAAAAAAUAAAGUAUAUUUGUAUUGCGAAAACUA
Temnothorax curvispinosus is the source of this 723-nucleotide messenger RNA. RefSeq names its product PBAN-type neuropeptides-like (gene Pban). Gene Ontology annotation, biological process: neuropeptide signaling pathway. The record is from RefSeq and is a predicted model, not a curated record. Lineage: Eukaryota; Metazoa; Arthropoda; Insecta; Hymenoptera; Formicidae. The transcript has 3 exons. The coding region runs from base 24 to 563 and encodes 179 amino acids. Gene Ontology annotation, molecular function: neuropeptide hormone activity.